CAAACAAAACCACCCCUCAUCACCAUUUCCCUUCAUUCUAAAAAUGUCAUCAACUGAAUCAAAAAUCGCCAUGGCCAAAACAGUUGUUUCCACCAUCGGUUCCAUCGCCGCAGCGUCCAUGGUUGCCCGCAGCGUAGCUCGUGAUUACUUGCCUCCUGAAUUCCAAGACUACCUCUAUUUCGGCCUCCGUAACUUCAUCAACAAGUUAUUUAGACAAUUAACCAUAGUGAUCUACGAAUUCGAUGGCAUUCGAGAAAACGAGAUUUAUAACGCCGCAACACUCUACCUUGGCUCCCGAAUAUCUCCCGAAACCAACCGUCUAAAGAUCACCAAACACCCAAGCGAGAAAAGCAUCAAUGUUGCUAUGGAGAUUAAUAAUGAGUUUAUUGAUGUAUACAAUGGAGUCAAAUUCAAGUGGUCUUUGGUUUCUAAGGAGCUGCCAACCGUAGAGUUUCAAGAAUACGAGGACGAUGGCAGAUACUACACCAGAUCGGAUAAACGAUUGUUAGAACUCACGUUUCAUCGAAAACACAAAGAUCUAGCGUUGAACGAGUACUUACCGUUUAUACUUAACGACGCCAAAACUAGAGAGUUAGAAGAUAAAACUGUGAAGAUAUUCACUGUAGAUAUGGACCGAAGAACCGCGUGGACGUCAGUGAAUCUAGACCAUCCGGCGACAUUUGCCACGUUGGCAAUGGAUACCGAUGUGAAGGAGAAGGUGAUGAAGGAUUUGGAUAGGUUUGUAGAGAGGAGAGAGUAUUAUCGAAAAGUCGGAAAGGCGUGGAAGAGAGGGUACUUGUUGUAUGGUCCCCCGGGUACGGGGAAAUCAAGCCUGGUCGCGGCUAUGGCGAAUUACUUGAACUUUGACAUAUAUGACUUGGAGUUGACUGACAUUCGGUCAAACGCGGAGCUAAGGAGGUUGUUGGUGACAACAGCAAACCGGUCCAUACUGGUGGUGGAGGACAUUGAUUGCUCAGCCGAGUUACAUGAUCGAGAGGAAGUGGUUCGAGACAACGGGAAGCAGGAAGAAUAUAGAGUAACAUUAUCAGGGUUCCUUAACUUUAUUGACGGUUUAUGGUCAAGUUGUGGCGAUGAGAGAAUCAUCGUAUUUACCACAAAUAGGAAAGAGAAACUUGACCCUGCACUGCUUCGGGCUGGUCGUAUGGAUGUUCACAUCAACAUGUCAUAUUGUACCCCGAGUGGGUUCCGAUUGCUAGCGUCCAACUAUCUUGGCAUCACACAACACGAUCUUUUUGAAGAAAUCGAGGAUUUGAUUGGUGAGGCGGAGGUUACCCCGGCUGAAGUAGCCGAGCAAUUACUCCAGGAAGAUGAUCCUGACAUUGCUCUGGGUGGACUCAUUGAGUUUUUUGAUGUGAAGAGGAAGCAGAAUGAAGAAACGAAAGCAAAAGCGAAAGAUUUGGCUGCCAAAGAGAUUGAAAAGAGUGAAAUAGUUCGGGAAUCAGUGUAAUGACAAUUUUUAUUGAUAUAAUAGUUCAAAUUAGGCUAAAUUUUUCAUCAAGUUAAUGAUUAAAAUUAUGAAUGUAUUUCCCCAAUUCAUCACUAGUUUU
Helianthus annuus (common sunflower) is the source of this 1568-nucleotide messenger RNA. Its product is annotated as protein HYPER-SENSITIVITY-RELATED 4-like. NCBI's taxonomy places the organism in Eukaryota, Viridiplantae, Streptophyta, Magnoliopsida, Asterales, Asteraceae. The record is from RefSeq and is a predicted model, not a curated record. Bases 44 to 1468 code for a protein of 474 amino acids. The transcript has a single exon. Gene Ontology annotation, molecular function: ATP hydrolysis activity; ATP binding.